This is a messenger RNA of Drosophila bipectinata, 5562 nucleotides long. It is a transcript of the gene bin3, whose product is annotated as bicoid-interacting protein 3. Gene Ontology annotation, molecular function: RNA methyltransferase activity; snRNA binding; O-methyltransferase activity. The record is from RefSeq and is a predicted model, not a curated record. Gene Ontology annotation, biological process: snRNA modification. Lineage: Eukaryota; Metazoa; Arthropoda; Insecta; Diptera; Drosophilidae.
UCUAGAUCAUAUUCGUUUGAUACAUUAUCAACAACCCUCUUACGCGUCUCCGCAAAUAGUUGCGCCGUUUGUGUCGUAAACCGUUCAAAACAACCGAAAUCGCGGCUCGAGUGAGGGAAGAGAGAGUACUCACCUGUGUGAAACAACUGGAAUUUGUAAAUGAGCUACUUCUAUUGACCCCAGCAAGCCGACUCACAAAGCGAUUCCGACCAGAAAGUUAACAACAUUGGCUGUCGUCCUUUGCCUCAAAAUGGAUAAUUUAAACAACAUAUUCAACAGUGAAAGUGAAAACGGUUAAAGCUAAACAGGAUAUGAAUUUUAAAAUGAAAUAUUGACGAUUUACUAAGCCAAAACUUUGCAAAAGUGAACUAUUCUUGCGGGUGUUUCAAAGUGAAAAGUAAAGCAAAAGUUGACCAACAAAAAUAUCAAAUUUGGGAAAUACUGUAAACAAACAAGUACUUGAUUCGCGUCGCCUCCUAGCAACCAUGGAUAAGCGGCUCAGCGACCGUCCCGGAGACUGUCGCGUCACCAGGUCCAGCGUGACCUCCGCCCUGCGCUUGGAGCGCAGUCCCAAGCAGCACGCCGAGCAGGAAACCCCUCCCAAGCCAGUGCUAGACACUGCUUCUGCCGCCACAGCAAAGUCCAAGUCCCCCACGCCGGUCACCGGAAAAUCCCAGGCGGCGCAGCACCACCAGUUCCGCGCCCCGCAGCAGCAGCAGGGACCCAAGAACAGGAACAAGGCCUGGGGCAAGCGCCAGAACAAGGCCGCGGGCAAGCACAACACCGGCGGCACCAGCUCGCAGGCCCAACCGGCUGGGUCCACUGCCCAAGGCACGCCCCUGCUGCCCGCUUCGACGGCAGCCGCCCACAAGGCCGACCUCGAGAAUAUCCAGAACAUCCAGAACAAGAACCAAACGGCGGCCGGCGGUGGCAACCACCAUGGCAGCUCGGGAUCGACCCACCACGGCGGCGGUGGCGGCGCCCAUCAUGGCGGAGCUGGUGGCGGCGGCGGAGGACAUCAUCACCACCACAAUACACGGUUGGCACAGAACUCUGCGGCCGGUGGAGCUGGCGGAGGAGGUGCCAUGCUCUACAAGAAGAUGCUGUCCCACAGGAGUCACCACCACCACGUGCUCUGCGCGGGCAACAAUGCGAACCACACAUGCUGCUUGGUCACAGGAUGCAACGGCAGCUCCGCCGGCGGAGUGGGCGUGUCCGGGGGCGGCGUAGCCGGAGGUGUGGGAACUGGCGGAGGUGCAUCCUGCAAGGACGCCGUGAGCGCCAAGGACACCAGCUCGCUGAGCGGCAGCAGCAGUAUCGCCGGCAGCGCCGCGGCGGCGGCGGCAGCCAACGCAGUGCACUACUGCUGCGGAAGGUCGAAGUUUUUCCUGCCGGAGAAACGGCUGCGCAAGGAGGUGAUCGUGCCGCCCACCAAGUUCCUCCUGGGCGGCAACAUCUCCGACCCGCUGAACCUCAACUCGCUGCAGCACGAGAACACGUCGAACGCCUCCAGCAGCAACAACACGCCGGCCACCACGCCCCGGCAGUCGCCCAUCACCACGCCCCCCAAGGUGGAGGUGAUCAUCCCGCCCAACAUCCACGACCCGCUGCACCUUCUGGACCCGGUCGACUCCAUGGAGUACGAGAAGCAACUGACCUCGCCGAUGAAGCGCGGCGGGGGGAUGGCGAAGCUGCCCCAGCAGCUCCAGCUGCCGCUGCACCACCGACAGCACCACCACCGCGCUCGCAAGAACCGCAAGCGAAGGCGAUUCGACUCCAACAACACCUCGCACGCGGGCGACGAGGCCGGAGUGGGCGGCGGUGGGGAGUACCCCGAGGAAACGCUGCCCGCCACAACGAGCACGUCCUCGCUGGCGGCGUCGCCGGUGGCUGCCCUUUCGCACGGCGGCAGCGGCGCUAGCGGCGGCAGUCUGCUCCUCAGCGAAGCCGCUGCUCCGGCUGCCGGCGAGACGGCGGAAUCGGGCCGGCAGCAGGCGCAUGUGCGCUCUCCGCAGGCAGCGACCACGACUACAGCAGAGAUGCCAACGUCAACAACAACGCCGACGCCGGCAGAAGUGGUGAAGGAUAUGGACUCCGUUGAGACGGUCGAGAAGCCAGCUGCUACGUCGUCGCCGCAGCACCCGCAACAUGUGGCUCCAGAGUCGAAGGACACGGGCUCCACAGCGGCAGAGCCGCCUACCGAGCUGCUGCUGAGCUACUCGACGCCGUCGGCGACGCUGGCAGUGGCAUCGACGCUAGCCGAGCGCCGGGCGCAGGCAAGUCGUGAUUUGCGCCUGGACUUGUCCAGCACGUGCUACGGAGUCGGCGGCACGGGGCUGAGCUUCGCCAGCAGCACCGUCGCCAGCGUCGGCAGCGCAGGAGGUGGGAACAGAAAGAGAAAAAUCAGUGAGAGCAACAAUUCGCAAAAGAGCAAGAAAUUUCAUCGCCACGAUGCUAUGGACAAAAUCGUCAGCCCAGUGGUUCCGCAACCAGGAGCUUGGAAACGGCCGCCGCGGAUCCUGCAACCGAGUGGAGCCAGGAAGCCCAACACACGGCGCUCAACCUCGUUCAGCGAGACGGAGCUCCUCAGCCCCGUGGAGGAACUACCGCCCAAGCCGUUGCCUCUCAUCGAAGUUGAAAUACCCCGUGAUGAUACGCCAGACUUGCCGGAGCAAAGUGUGGGAAGUCCCAUGAGCACAACCUCGGCUGCCACCUCGCACACGGCCGGCGAACAGGAUUCGCUGGCCGGGGCGGAGACUACCACGGCGGCCGAUGUCUCAGCGGGAGAAUCUGCCCAAAAGCCUGCGGCCAGCAGCAGCUUGAUGCUGAAGCCAGUUCUGAUUCCCCCACUCAACCAUCUGCCCAAGUUCCGAGCCGAUGGCCUGAAGUACCGAUAUGGCAACUUUGACCGCUACGUAGACUUCCGUCAGAUGAACGAGUUCCGGGAUGUCAGGCUGCAGGUCUUCCAGAGGCACGUGGAGCUGUUCCAGAACAAGGACAUCCUGGAUAUUGGCUGCAACGUCGGGCACAUGACCAUUACGGUGGCAAGACACCUGGCGCCGAAAACGAUAAUGGGAAUAGACAUCGAUCGGGAGCUGGUAGCGCGGGCCAGACGGAAUCUCUCGAUCUUUGUGCGAAUUCCCAUAGAAGAGAAACCACCUGAGGUGAAGGUGGAAGCAUCAACGCAAGAAAAGCCAGAUGAAGGCGCCGCGUCGAAAGCAGCCCACAAGAAAACCCGACGCGGAAAGAAGCGACGAACAGCACAGCAGCCCCUCCACCCACAUCCACAUCCGCAUCAUCCCCAUCACCAUCAUCACAGCCAUCACCACCACCAGCAGCAUGUGGAGCAGUUGCAGCAGCAGGAGAGGCUGGACGCCCUGCUUGUCAAGCCACACGAAUUUUUCCCGAUCUCCUUCCCACUGACCUACGGUGGGAUUCCGCACUUGCCUUCCUCGGGAAAGUCGCCCAACACAGCCAGCAAGAAUCAGUUCCCGGCGAAUGUCUUCUUCAGACACACCAACUAUGUGCUCAAGGACGAGUCAUUGAUGGCCAAUGACUCGCAACAGUAUGAUCUCAUUCUGUGUCUGUCGGUGACCAAGUGGAUUCACCUCAAUUUCGGAGAUGCUGGCUUGAAGACGGCUUUCAAGCGAAUGUUUAAUCAGCUGCGUCCCGGGGGAAAGCUGAUACUGGAGGCACAGAACUGGGCCAGUUAUAAGAAAAAGAAGAACCUCACGCCCGAGAUCUACAACAACUACAAGCAGAUCGAGUUCUUUCCCAACAAGUUCCACGAGUACUUGUUGAGCUCGGAGGUGGGAUUCAGCCACAGCUACACGCUCGGGGUGCCCAGGCACAUGAACAAGGGCUUCUGCCGUCCCAUCCAGCUCUACGCCAAAGGGGACUAUACGCCAAACCACGUGCGAUGGAGCGAUGCCUACUAUCCGCAGACUCCAUAUGAGGCGUACCGCGGAAUCUACGCCACCCAUCCCGCCAACCGGAUGGGCGGCGGCGGUAGCAGCGUCGGGGGCAGCCACAGCGGACAUGCCCAGCUGCUGCAUAUGAGCAGCUCCAGCCGGUCACAGAACUACGACACACCCCACUACGCCGGCAGCGCAUCGGGAUCGGCCAGCUGCCGCCAAACACCAAUGUACCAGCCCACCUACAACCCGCUGGAGACGGACUCGUACCAGCCCAGCUACGACAUGGAGUAUCUAAACCACAUGUAUGUCUUUGCUUCGCCGCUCUACCAGACUGUGUGGUCGCCGCCGGCCUCCCUGCGAAAGAGCAGUUCACACACUCCGGUUUUCGGAAGUGUUCGGGACGCGGAGCUGGACGGCGAUGGUAGCAUCGGGGGCGGAGGCAGUGGUGGGGGCAGCUACCACCGGCAUGUUUACCCGCCCAACGACGACACCUGCUCGCCGAACGCGAAUGCGUGCAACGCUUUCAACUCGAUUCGCGACGCGGACACCGACGAUUCCAACCAGCUCCCAGGAGGCAGCAAGCGGCACGUGUACGCCACCAACUGCGGGGAGAGCUCGUCGUCGCCGCAAGUGAACCACCACGAGGCCGCCGGCGAGUUUGUGGACGCUCUGAUGGACGACGAGCAGAAGUCCUCGACUGGCGGUGGGUCGGGCGGUGCCUACUGUGAUCUACCAGAUGCCUAGAAGGAACGUGCGGUAGAGAUUAAAACAAAAAAUGUGUCAAAAUGAAGAACAGAAAAAGAAAACUGAAAAAUCCAUAAAAAAAAGGAAAAACUUAGAAAGAUGCAAGGUUUGCGAAUAGAAAAAAAAUGAAAUGUAACUGUAAACGAGGCGCUUAUGAUUUUCUAUAGUAUAAUGUGCGUAUAUAUUUUUAUAUAUUGUAGUUUAAUGGAAUAAUCAUAUAUACAAGUAUAUAGUAGAGAUAAAUAUAUAUGCAAUAUGAACAGAAGUACGUGUAUUGUAACCUUUACAUAUGUAGCCUAGGCUAAGCCCUUUUGCUAGAACGCUUUGUGGCGAGUGUUUGAUUUGUCACUGUCGGCAGUUAAUCGUAACCCUAGUUUAACACCCACUGUAAGCAAUACAUGCCACACACCACACGAACACACACGGUACACACACGCACACCCACCAACACACAACUCACUCAUGCAACAAGAGCGGUAGCUUUAAUGAAUUAAUUAAAUAGUGCUAUAGAAAUAUUUAGGAGACAUGAACGGAUUCCCAUGGAAAUUCAAAUAUUUUUGAUUAACCUUUUGGCAAGCGAAUAAGAUUAAAAAUAAGCACUGCGAGCGAGUGUGAGAACAAAAUUAAAUCAAGUUUAUGACAGAGCAAGGAUGAUUAAUACGUUGUAGGUUUAUUUAAGUUUGCUAAACAAAAUUUGUUUCAGUUUGAAGAGUAGGGUGCGAAAUAUAUGAGUAGUAGGCUUAUCCUUCGGUCAUUAGCGAAAGCGAUUUAUCUCCUCCCUACCCACCUUUGAGAGGCAAGCCGGAGGCGCGUGUUUAUCUCCAAUAUGUUUUUGAAACAUUUGUAUGGAAUAUUUAAUUUUUUCUGAGAAAAUGAAAAGUAAUAUAGAAAAUUAAAAGAU